Molecule: messenger RNA, 1931 nt
Organism: Suillus subaureus
Lineage: Eukaryota; Fungi; Basidiomycota; Agaricomycetes; Boletales; Suillaceae
Exons: 7
Coding region: 347-1489 (380 amino acids)
Source: RefSeq, a predicted model, not a curated record
GGGUCACACGCGGUCUCGUGACUUGGCUAAUUAAGUUAUUUAACGGAAACCCCUCUCGAGUCUCGCCACAAGUCUUUUCGCAACAUUCUCUUUACCAUACGCCCUUUCAACGACUAAUUAUACGUGCUCUGAGCUCUCCCCUAUUGUUCUCCACUGUCCAGUCUGGUAUUCUCGCUUGAAUAUGCCACCCAAAGCAAGUGUUGUUCGCUUGCAAACUCCAAUAUCUGUCCUUGACGCAGCCCUCCCUUCAUCAGCGAAAACAGAAUGCUCGAAAGGCUCCGGCUCGUUCGAAGCAGACUAGUAGGCACCCACUGUAAUGCCAGGAAUUCCAUUCAGGUAAAUUGAAAUGCAAUGUAAAGGCAAAAACGCCACAACAAGCAUUGUCAAUGCUGGACCCUCGGUUGAAAAUGGCAGUUCUGUAGAUAGUGUAGAUGCGGCUCCACCUCAAAAGAAAACUAAAAGUACCGGAACAACGCCAACGCCAAGAGCGGAAACAACUGCAGAAAGUUGCACACACACGAUGGAUGUUUCUGACGAGCCUGUCCCUCAAGUAGUCAAGAGCUCAGACAAGAUGAGACGUUCCAAAUCCUCUCGCCCAGAUCCAUAUACCACACUCCCAGCGACGACCACUUCCUACAUCCAGCUACGAUUCCAGCUUAUGAACUUCAAAAAUGUAUAUCGCAUCGUUCAACUCCCAGCCACCUUCACCUUCGCCAAUCUGCACACACUCAUCCAGUACAUGUUCGGCUGGAGCAACUCGCACUUGCACCGCGCAGAGGUCGUUUCGUAUGUCGUCAUGCAUGACCCGAACGGUGAGCUGGCUGGCACGAUGAAGAGAUGGGGUCGCAAGCCAAUGUUAGGGGAGUUUUUGGGAGGUGAGGAGGAGGACUUCGGGGACAGGAUAUCGUGGAAGUUUGAAAGGGACGAUAACCCUAUAUAUAAUGUCGACCCAUAUGGCGUGCGCCCCGAAGGUUUUGGCGAGGACUACGCGAAGGCGAUCAAGGACUCUCAUCUGAAGUUGGGUGAAAUCUGGACCAGGGAUUUUAUGAAUAAUGCAUCACUCGGGGAGUCUCCGAACGAUGAGAUUGGCAUUAUCUACGAGUAUGACCUUGGAGACUCUUGGACUGUGCAUAUCUCAUGCGACCCAAAGGAAUUGUUCUUCAAUAGUAGGACGCCAAUUAAUUUUCCUAUCGUCAAACAAGCCCAGGGGGCGCCUCCUAUUGAACAUGCUCCGGACUUUGUCCCCGGGGAAGAAGACGCCAACGAUAAGACGGUCUCUGAUCGCAUUCUCAUACGGGAGAAUUUCCAACUCUAUUGUGAGGGCAAGCUGAUGUCUUGUACUCGAAGGACCGAACUGGCUAUCUAUACCCCAGAGGAGGAAGCGGAACGCCAGAAGCGAUUACAGCAUCAACGCGAGCAAAGGAUGGAGGUCGAUCCUGGUGAAGAGAAUUAUGACGACGACGACGACGAUUCAGGUGAAUGGUACUGAAGAGUUCUCCAGGGACCUUCACGAAUCUGAAUCAUGUGCUGGAAUGAAUCGCGAGAUUCAAAGCUUCAUUUUUAUGCCAAAGUCCCAUCUCGAUAACACAGCUGGUGCACCCAUAGGUUCUGAUACUCGUCAAGGGGUAGAUUUUCGAUUCUUCAGGUCUGUAAAAUUACAUGGAUACGAAUAUGCGGCACUUUCUGUGAAUACACUACUGUACCGAUUUUUUUUCCUUUCACUCGAUAGUAACUUUGUUCUGAAGUAAAGUCACAAUGUUAGAGCGGAAGAACUCCACGAAGAUAACCUUGCCUUGUAGAACGCGACAUGAUCUUUGAUAUGUAAUGCUUUGGGUUUUGGAUUCGCAUAGUACCUUGAAUGAUAACUCAGUAUACCAGCUUGGCCUGGCAGAUACAGUCACUUCGACUUACCAUGCGAUAUCUUUUACAGU